Molecule: messenger RNA, 771 nt
Organism: Arthroderma uncinatum
Lineage: Eukaryota; Fungi; Ascomycota; Eurotiomycetes; Onygenales; Arthrodermataceae
Product: pyridoxamine phosphate oxidase family protein
Exons: 2
Coding region: 1-771 (256 amino acids)
Source: RefSeq, a predicted model, not a curated record
AUGGUGCAGUACUUCCCUUCCAUCUCGCCCGACCACCAGGAAUGGCUCCUCAGCCAGCCUGUCUACUUCGUGGCCUCUGCCCCCAACCGCGGGAAACACAUCAACAUCUCGCCCAAGGGCCUGCCGGCGACGUCUCUCGCCAUCCUCGGUCCUAACCAGGUGGCCUAUCUCGACGCUACAGGCUCCGGCAACGAGACCAUUAGCCAUGUCCGGGAGAACGGGCGGGUGACGGUCAUGUUCUGCUCCUUUGGCGCCUCGCCGCGCAUCAUGAGGCUGUUCUGCACCGGGAGCAUCGUGGAGUAUACCGAUCCCGCGUUCAGAGGCUGGCUGAGCAGGAUGAACCUGGCAAAGGACUAUAUCCGCGGCGUCAGGGCCGUCAUCGCCUUGGACGUCUUCCUCGUGCAAACGUCCUGCGGCUACGGAGUCCCUCGUCUCGCUCUGCAGACGGACGCUGCUACAGGCGCAGUGAAGCCCUAUCUGCAGGACCGCGAGACGCUGGUCGCCUGGGGAGAGAAGAAGGACGGUACAAAGGAGCUGCUCGAAGCCCAGUGCAAGUGGAAUCUGGAGUCGCUCGACGGUCUUCCGGGCCUGCGCACUGCUCUGCAGGGCACCGGGAAGUCGAACAUCGCCAUCAGCCUGUCCAUCGCCGCGAACAGGUAUCGUCGGCUGCUGGAGCUCGCUGGCGCCGUCUUCGUCACGGUGUUGACUCUGUGGCUGGCAGGGUGUCUCAAGAUGCCGCCCGCGCUGCUCGAUCGUAUGGCUUCAUUAUAA